AUGAAAGAUCUACUAGAGUCCCAAGAAUUAGAAACACUUUUGGGGAGUAACUGUAUCUUGGUGCUUAACUUGCUUUUCGGGCCUGUGCGUUCCAUGAAUCUGCGAAAUCUUUUCUGGCAUGGUUUCGUUUCGCCACUUGAUAUCGAAGAGAUGGGACCAGAAAUUUUCCAUUUUCUGUUUUCCGUUGUUUUAAGUAUCGGCAAUGGUUUACAACAGAAGGACUAUAAAACUAGCCGUCCGUCAAAGCUUCCCGAUUUUAUUCAACAGCAAGACCUCGCAAAUGUUGUCAAUAUAGAUCCACAUAUUUCAUUGACAGACGUGAUACGCACCCAUCCAGUUCAGUUAAUUUCAUUUUCGGCUUAUUUUGAGUUUAUUGAUCGGUUGUUUUCUUUAGAUCCUGUACCGUAUCGAGAUGUACUGUGCAUGUCAUUAGUGUGCUUGGCUAUGCUGCUGCGUUAUGAGUUAGCGACUGCUUUUGAUUGGCCGGAUGGUCAGUACACCUCAGAAGAAAGAUUUUUUGUCACACUUGAUAGUAUCCUUGAACUGAAAGUGCUCAGCCUCAUUCCACAUAUAAUUUCUACAAGUCACUUGGAAGCGUUCGCCACUCACGUCAAUAAUCAUAUGUUAGCUGUGCUUUGUGAUGUCCUAAGCGCGGAACACGGACCCCGGAUACGUGAUCAUCUAAGUCACGGAGAGCUGUGGUCCGAUGGUACAAUAAAAGUUGAAAACGGCAAGUGCAUAUUUGAGUGCGCCGAGCAACAUUUCAAGCAAUCUGCUCUGCUCCUAAAAGCAUGUCUGUUGGUUCUGUUAUCACCCACAGAGAAAUCUCAAUGCGAUUCAUUUGGUCAGUGCCAGUGGUUUGCAUCUUACACUCUCGCUUUUCAUCCUCUUGCUCAGUUCGAAACCAUAAUGUCCAAAAUUCAGUCUUCUCUGGACAAUUUGAACCUCUUAACAAGUGAUGUCCAGCAUGAGUCACACUUCCGUUGGUCUUUUUCUACCUGGUUUCCCUCCACUGAGCGGGACUGUUCAAUUACAUGUAAAAUCUCAGCCAUUGACCAACUUUGGCGUAUGUUAUCAGCUUGGAAUCUGUUGCCUGGAUCUCAUGCGCAUUGGUCUAUCAGACCUCAAUCGGUUUUGCAUCGUUUCAACCUGAUCUUGUCAAAAACGAAUGAUGCACUGAAAAAGGUAACGGAAGUGAAGUGUCGUUUUUCCUCAGGCGAUAAUUUAUCCUCCAGGCAAUUGGCCUCCAAAGGUCGAUUCGAAACUUGUUUCGUAGAUGUGUACAGUUACUUCCUCUGGCUACUUCAGCUGGCUACCCUGGUCUGGAUGUAUUGGUUGGGUGGUGCGGGCGUUACUGUUGAAAACAAGUUGCAUCUGUUAACAUCCCAGUGUUUGGAUGCAAAACUACGCGGCAAGCUUAUCUUACAGCUGGACCAAACAAGUGACAAGUUAAUCAUGUGGAUUUCCAAGUCCAAAUGGGAAGCAAUUAGCUCGUUUUUUGAAAAGUUUCCCCUAGUUUAA
Messenger RNA from Echinostoma caproni, 1521 nucleotides. The record is from the annotation of a GenBank genome assembly. Lineage: Eukaryota; Metazoa; Platyhelminthes; Trematoda; Plagiorchiida; Echinostomatidae.